AACCAAACACAAACCCAAACCCAAAGAUUGCUGCUUUUUUCUGGUUCCUCAUUAUUCUUAGAAACCCAAAACCACCCAGUUCAGUGGCAGAGUCGUAAUAUGGAGAGGAAACAGGGGUUCUUUUCGUCCCUUAAGGAGGAUGUGGUGAGGGGUCUGUCGCCGGCGAGGUCCAGGUCGAAGAGUCCGGCGAGAAGUGCGUCGCCAAUGUCGGGUCUGCUUCGGAGAAGGAGGAGGCACCACGUGGCGGAGCAGCUGAUGGUGGCGAGAUCCGGGGGGCUGAGGCCGCCGGCGGAGGCGCUGUCGCCGUUGAAGGAAGGGCCGGAUGAGACGGACGGCGAGGAUUUGAAGAUGGAGGGGAGGUGGGGCCACUGGAUGAAGGGCCAGCUGUGUAGGGCUCCGGCCGUCUCGUGCUCGUCGUCGGCGUAUAAGAGGUCGGAUCUGAGGCUGCUGCUUGGGGUUUUGGGUGCACCGUUGGGGCCUGUGCACGUUAGCACAGUCGAUCCUUUCCCUCAUCUCAGUAUUAAGGACACCCCCAUUGAAACUUCGUCUGCUCAGUAUAUAUUGCAACAAUAUACAGCAGCAUCCGGGGGGCAAAAGCUUCAGAACUCGAUUCGCAAUGCUUAUGCUAUGGGAAAGGUGAGGAUGGUAGCUUCUGAGUUUGAGACAGCUGGCAAGGUUGUGAAGAGUCGCAAUUCCUCCAAAGCAGCAGAUUCAGGUGGCUUUGUCCUGUGGCAAAUGCAUCCAGAUAUGUGGUAUGUGGAACUUGCCAUUGGCGGCAGCAAGGUUCAUGCUGGUUGCAAUGGAAAGCUUGUCUGGAGGCACACACCAUGGCUUGGUGCGCACACUGCUAAAGGGCCUGUUAGACCCUUGCGGCGUGCACUUCAGGGACUUGACCCGAGAACCACUGCUAGCAUGUUCACCAACUCAAGAUGCAUUGGUGAAAAGAAGAUCAAUGGUGAGGAUUGCUUCAUCCUGAAGCUUAAUACAGAUCCAUUGACUUUAAAAGCCAGGAGUGAAGGGCCUGCGGAGAUUAUAAGACAUGUUUUAUUUGGCUACUUCAGCCAGAGAACAGGUCUUCUAAUACACUUGGAAGAUUCUCAUUUGACCCGCAUUCAGAAUCAUGGAGGAGAUGCUGUCUACUGGGAAACCACAAUUAAUUCAUUCCUUGAUGAUUAUAGGCCUGUGGAGGGAAUUAUGAUCGCUCACUCAGGGCGUUCUGUAGUUACUCUUUUCAGGUUUGGAGAAACUGCAAUGAGCCAUACGAAGACAAGGAUGGAAGAAGCUUGGUCAAUUGAGGAAGUGGCAUUCAAUGUCCCUGGGUUGUCAGUAGACUGUUUUAUCCCCCCUGCGGAGCUAAGAUUUGCUUCUAUGAGUGAAACCAGUGAGCUGCCUCAGGGUCAGACUGUAAAGAACACCAUGGCAGGAGCUGCAUAUCGCUCCAAAGUUGCUGCACUUGAUAAGUCUCAUGAUGCCAACGUCAGUAAUAUUGUGUGGAAGAUGGGGAAUAUGGAUGUUUAGGACGAAGGCACAAAUUUGAAAGGUCUCUAGUUGUAAUGGACUGACAAUAUCAAAGAUUCAAAGGUAGGUUGAUGAGUUUAAAGCUGGGUCACAAUGCAGAACUUGUGUUGGAUCAGUGUACUUCCAACCUUGUACAUAGAGGACAGUUGUGAUUGUAGAUUUUCUCUGGUGCCAGAAAAUUUUUGUACCUAACUGGAAAUUAUUCUGGAGCCAGGGUGGGGUUUUUGGUGGGAUGGUUUAGCUGUCUAAGGGAGCUCAUUUAGAAUCAAUCAGUAAUUCAGUAUACUGAGAUGAGGAUUCAUGGAAACACUUCUCUUGAGAUUCUUGUAUAUCUGUGAAUGCCUUCACUAAAGAUCUUAUGUAGAAAUUUGAGUUCCUAUCAUGAAGGCAAGAAAUCUUGAUCUCAAGUUUUUGCUUUCUGUUUAUUUAUGCUAUGAUCUUUAUUUUUAUAGGGCAGUUUAUCAAUGUAUAAAAUUGUAUUUUCUUCAGUUGAAUUGUAUUUGACCUUUCAAGU
This is a messenger RNA of Fragaria vesca subsp. vesca, 2032 nucleotides long. RefSeq lists its product as uncharacterized. The transcript is spliced from 3 exons. The record is from RefSeq and is a predicted model, not a curated record. Lineage: Eukaryota; Viridiplantae; Streptophyta; Magnoliopsida; Rosales; Rosaceae. Bases 100 to 1518 code for a protein of 472 amino acids.